This is a messenger RNA of Drosophila grimshawi, 3361 nucleotides long. RefSeq names its product poly(ADP-ribose) glycohydrolase (gene Parg). Gene Ontology annotation, cellular component: nucleus; cytoplasm. Bases 179 to 2557 code for a protein of 792 amino acids. Gene Ontology annotation, molecular function: poly(ADP-ribose) glycohydrolase activity. The transcript is spliced from 4 exons. Gene Ontology annotation, biological process: nucleotide-sugar metabolic process; carbohydrate metabolic process; ATP generation from poly-ADP-D-ribose. NCBI's taxonomy places the organism in Eukaryota, Metazoa, Arthropoda, Insecta, Diptera, Drosophilidae. The record is from RefSeq and is a predicted model, not a curated record.
GGUUUGGCGGUUAAAGUUUUGGCAACUUUAACAUGAAGUUGGCUGCGCGCAAAUUGCCGCUCAUUUUCAGUCUAUCGAUAAUAUGUGAAAAAAAUUGUUUUUGGGAGUGCUUGAGCGUGGAAAUGUCAAAGCAAAUAUUUGAAAAACAACAACUUUAAAAAAUUCGCCGUUAUUCGACAUGGUCUAUCGAUACAUCGCCAUCAUUCGCAAAAGAAACAUCGUAACAUCGAAGUGGACAAAGAUCGAUAUUUCCGCAGCACUAGCUGACAGCCAAAUGGACUGCGACAAAGAGAGCAGAAGCAGCAGCAGCAUGGAAAUAGAUGCAGCCGCUAAUGUCCACACAGAUACAGACGCUCCAAUGGGCAACACAUGCGGCAGCGACAGCGAAACGGAGCCCCAGUGGCACUGGCGCUGUCAGCCGAUUGAGGCCGUUCAUCGGGGAUUGCAUCCCUUCGAACUGGACCACUUGAGUGCUGUGCAGCCGAGCGGCAAUCAUAAGGUGCUCCAUCGGCAUCCCAUACGCGAUCCAGCAAAUGUGCCACCGCGCUCGCUACGCGCCACCCAUCGCUGGGAUGCGGAGCAUGUGCGUCUGCCAUGUGCGCCAGAGAGCAAAUAUCCCGUAGAAACCGACGAUGGCACCUCGGAGAUCGAGUCACGCUGGGGCAUGAUCGAGCGGGCCCUGCUCCGACCGAUCAGCAAUAGCAAACAGUUGCAGGCGGCGAUCCUUUCGUACAAUACGACAUACAAGGGCCAGUGGAGCUUUCGGGCGCUGCACAAGCUCUUCAACGAGGACCUGGACGAGAGCGAGUCGCGUUGCUUUUUCGAGGAUCUGCUGCCGAGAAUCAGUCGACUCGCCCUGCGUCUCCCGGAGCUGAUCAGGGCGCCCAUACCGCUGCUUAAACAGAAUCAGACAACUGCCCUAACACUGACCCAGGAGCAAAUCUCCUGCCUGCUGGCCAAUGCAUUCCUCUGCACAUAUCCGCGUCGCAAUACGCUCAAACGCAAAUCGGAGUACAGCAAUUUUCCGGACAUCAAUUUCAAUAGGCUGUAUCAGUCGAGUGGUGCGUCUGUGCUGGAGAAGCUGAAGUGCAUUUUCCAUUACUUUCGUCGCGUCUGUCCAACGGAGCGCGAUGCGAGCAAUGUGCCCACGGGCUGCCUAACAUUUGUGCGGCUCAGCGGCAAGCCGGAGGAUGAGGUUAAUUGGUAUUUGAGCGGUGCACCCCUCUCGAGCAUUCCGAUGCACAUAAAUGCCGGUGGCACCAUCGAGGACGAGGGCAUCGGCCUGCUGCAGGUGGACUUUGCCAAUAAGUUUCUCGGCGGUGGCGUUCUCGGACAGGGCUGUGUGCAGGAGGAGAUACGUUUCGUUAUCUGUCCGGAGCUGUUGAUAUCGAAACUGUUCACAGAGUGCCUGCUGCCAACGGAGGCGCUGCUGAUGGUGGGCAGCGAACGUUUUAGCAACUACACCGGCUAUGCGGGCAGCUUUGCUUGGGCGGGCAAUCAUGAGGAUCGGACGCCAUAUGAUAGCUCGAGACGCCGUCACACUGCCAUUGUGGCCAUUGAUGCACUCAGCUUUGGCCAGGCACUGCAAUCGCAUCAGUAUCGCGAGGAUCUCAUUUUGCGUGAACUGAACAAGGCAUCCAUUGGCUUCAGGCAUGCAUUGGUCACACCGGCGCCGGGUGUCGCCACCGGCAACUGGGGCUGUGGCGCAUUUGGCGGUGAUCCGCACCUCAAAGCGCUCAUCCAGAUGAUGGUCUGUGCGCACCAUUGCCGUCCCCUGGCCUAUUACACAUUUGGCAAUCGCCAUCUGCGCGACGAUCUGCACGUGCUCUGGCAGCUGUUCCGGACGCAUGGCACCACCGUCCGUCAACUGUACGGUGUAGUGCGUCGCUACAAGAAAGACGGUGAGGGCCAGUCACUCUACGCCUUUGUGCUGGAUGAGCUGAAGAAGCUGCACAAGCACAAGAAAGCAGCCAAAGAACCAACAGCAAUAUCAACACCAACGCCAGCUGCAACAACAACAACAACGACAACAGAUGCAACUGCAACAGCAACUGCAACAACUGCAAGGACACAACAGAGCCCAGAUCUAUUUGCAGACAUCUCAGAUUGUUCGCCAACCAAUGGCGAUGGUCUGUUUUUCGAUAAUGAUGUCGAUGACGAUGACGAUGGCGAUGAUGAUAAUGAUGUUGAUGCCGAACAGGAGCAGGCGAAUGCCAUGAUGUUGGCGGCCAGCUUGGAAAGUGGCGGCAGCAGUAGCAGCAGCAGCAGCAACAACUCCACCAACAACACCACCACCAACACCAACACCACCACCUCAACCACUACCACCACCAACACGACCACAAUCAGUAACAGCAAUGCUGAAAACACCGUUGCAGCUGGAGCUGCUGCAAGCAGCAAGCGUCAGUUGACGCUGCUGGAGAUGCUGGAUCAGCACUAUGAUCAGGGACAGGCGAAUGGCUCCAAGCGGCAGCAUCAGUCGUCCAGUGGGACAGACAAGUGCGGCAAGGCGCGCAAGGAUUGCAAGGAUGGCGAUGCGAGCAAUAGCCGCAAUUAGUCAAUAUAUUUAUAUAUAUAUAUAUAUAGUUAUACAUGUAGUUAUAUCUAUAGCUAAGCCAUAUUUAUAUAGAUUAUAAUCUUGCUGUUGCACUCUGUUGCCAUCUCUUUCGCUGCUGUACGAUUGCAAAUUGCUUCGGUCGGUUUGGUGUCGCCACAAAUAGUGCAGCUAUUUAUUAAUAUAUAUAUAUAUAUAUAUAUCUAUUUAACUUUUAUCUAACAUUACAUAUAUAUAUAUAUAUGUAUAUAUAAUCGUAGUUAUUUAUGUAGGUUGUGUUUAAGAGUAGGAUUACAUGUACCAUGUACGUCUUAUGCAUGUCGGACACAGUUCUAAUUGAAACAGAUAACAUUACUUAUAAAAGGAGAGCUGUGCAAGUUGCAUUGUUCACUAGCUUCAGCUAGCAAAAGCGAUUGUAGACUAUAAUCAAAGAAAGUUAUAACAAUUUGUAUGUUUGCCAGAGCACAAGCAGAUCUUGAAUGUUAAUAUCUAUGACAAGAAAAAAACAACAGCAACAACAAUAUAUAAUUAGCUAGCUCUUAGAGUUACACACACACACACACACACACAUUUGGUCAUUAGAUAUUGAGUUUAGCACAACUAUAAUCCAAAUAUAAUAUCUAAUGUAGACUUCAAUCACAAUCUCAUUUUAUUUGACAGUCGCUUUUAGCUUAAAGUCAGUUCAGCUCUUGACUUGUUGUAAAAUGGUUGCAAAGCUUUUGUUUUCCCCUUUUUUUUUUUGAUAUUUUAUUCUAAACUCAACUUAAGUUUAAGUGCCAAGAAAUUAAAUUUUGCUGUGGAUUUUGA